Cooperia oncophora is the source of this 450-nucleotide messenger RNA. The record is from the annotation of a GenBank genome assembly. Lineage: Eukaryota; Metazoa; Nematoda; Chromadorea; Rhabditida; Trichostrongylidae.
AGUGGUCUUGACGUCUAUGCUCAUAAUGUGGAGACUGUUGAACGACUAACACCAUGGGUUCGAGAUCCAAGAGCGAAGUAUCACCAAUCCCUUGCAGCACUGAAACGGGCUAAAACAACAAAUCCUAAACUUAUCACGAAAACAUCAAUAAUGCUUGGUCUUGGCGAGCAAGACGAUGAGGUUCGACAGUGUUUAGCUGAUUUACGAAGUAAUGACGUAGAUGUGGUCACAUUUGGCCAAUACAUGCAACCAACCAAGCGGCAUUUACUAGUGAAGGAAUGGGUAACUCCUCAAAAGUUUGAUGAAUGGGGACGCAUUGCCCGGGAGAUGGGAUUCCUGUACGUCGCAUCUGGUCCAUUAGUACGAUCAUCAUAUAAAGCGGGUGAAUACUACUUGAAGAAUGUACUGCGAAAGAGGAACGAACCUGAGAAAGUACAACAAGAGGCGUAG